Ceratosolen solmsi marchali is the source of this 1267-nucleotide messenger RNA. RefSeq names its product protein HGH1 homolog. NCBI's taxonomy places the organism in Eukaryota, Metazoa, Arthropoda, Insecta, Hymenoptera, Agaonidae. The transcript is spliced from 6 exons. The record is from RefSeq and is a predicted model, not a curated record. Bases 57 to 1193 code for a protein of 378 amino acids.
UGUAGGUUAAUUAAAUUGGAUUUUUUACAAAUCUAUCGUUUCAUUGAUUAAGAGUUAUGGAUUUGGUACAAGAAUUAAUAGAUUCUCUAGAUUCGAAAUGUGGGUUAGAUAUAAAAGAGUUUGCAUUAGACAGUAUUUUAGGUAUGACCGGGACGCAAGAAGGUCGGCAAUAUUUAGUGGAAAAUCCAAAGAUUUUAAGGAAGUUAAUAUUACUGUUACAAGAUAACACGCCUAGGAUAGCAUUGAAUGCUUCUUCGGCUCUUAUAAACAUCUCUGCCGAUGAGGAUGGAAGUAGCGCUUUGCUAAUAAUCUCAGAGUCAUCCAAGUGCAUACCAAAGGACAAUGAAAUCGAUAACUUAAUAUAUCUAUGCUUCAGUAAUAUACUAAAUCAACGUAGUAGCCUGGCAGAUUCUUCUUGCGAGAUUUUGUCUAAUAUGACACGUUCGAAUGCCUUGGUGGACAGAAUCCUUGCGUUAGCUGAGAGGAAUGGCUUUACGUGGGACUCAUUGUUAAUUGCAUUUACAACAACUAACUACAACUGGGCUAAGAAUAAAUUGCCUUAUUUAGGUCCAAUUUUUUGUAAUAUCACUCAGUCGCAGAAAAUACGAAACUAUUUGUUGGAGAAGGAUCAGUGGGUGCUUAGACGAUUCCUUUUGUCGGUCGAGCACAGGGAGAGCGUAUUAACAAGACGUUCGAUCAUUGGGACAUUAAGAAAUUGUUGUUUCGACAUUCAACAUCACGACGUACUGUUGGGCGCGGAUAUCGAUAUUCUACGAUAUUUGCUGUUACCUUUAGCUGGCCCGAACGAAUUAACGGCCGAAGAAAAUGAUGGAUUGCCCGUAUAUUUGCGGUAUCUACCGGAAUCAAAAAGGAGAGAAGAAAAUACUGAAAAUCGGAUUAUGAUACUUGAAGCAUUGGGCCAAUUAUGCGCUACUAAAAAAGGACGAGAGUAUCUUCGAGAGAAUAACGCUUACAUAAUUCUCAGAGAAUUGCAUAAAUGGGAAAAGAACAAGGCAGCUUUAUUAGCUUGUGAAAACGUUGUGGACAUUUUAAUAAAAACCGAAGAAGAAAUAGGAGUGGAUAAUUUGAAAGAUAUCGAAGUGCCAGAAGUGUAUAAAGAGAAAUUUAACGAAUUGGAUAAAUUGUAUCUCGAGGACAGGAUAACAGAGCCUGAAAGUAUUGGCCAUCAUUAGUGAAACGAGUGCUUUUAUAUUAUAUGUAUAAUUAUUGUUUAAAAUCGCCUAGACAAACUUAUGCUUUUAAGUUA